Messenger RNA from Arxiozyma heterogenica, 1530 nucleotides. It is a transcript of the gene ERG5, whose product is annotated as C-22 sterol desaturase. Gene Ontology annotation, molecular function: iron ion binding; oxidoreductase activity, acting on paired donors, with incorporation or reduction of molecular oxygen; monooxygenase activity. Gene Ontology annotation, biological process: sterol metabolic process. The transcript has a single exon. The record is from RefSeq and is a predicted model, not a curated record. The coding region runs from base 1 to 1530 and encodes 509 amino acids. NCBI's taxonomy places the organism in Eukaryota, Fungi, Ascomycota, Saccharomycetes, Saccharomycetales, Saccharomycetaceae.
AUGUAUAACACUACAGAAACAGUUACAGAAUUGAAUAAUUUUAUUCAUUCAAUCAAUUCUAUAUCCUACUGGAAGUUAUCCCUAACUUUUAUCCUUAUUGUGUUAAUAUGGGAUCAAGUCUCUUACAUAGAAAAGAAAGGUACCAUUGCAGGCCCCCGUUUUAAAUGGUAUCCAAUCAUCGGUCCAUUUUUAGAAUCUUUAGAUCCAAAAUUUGAAGAAUAUAAAGCUAAAUGGGAUAGUGGUGAAUUAUCAUGUGUUUCAAUCUUCCACAAAUUCGUUGUUAUCUCUUCUCAACGUGAUUUAUCAAGAAAAAUUUUCCAAGCAAGCAAUUAUGUUAAGCCAUGUGUCGUUGAUGUCGCAAAAAAGAUUUUAAGACCACAGAAUUGGGUCUUUUUAGAUGGUAAAGCACACACAGAUUAUAGAAAAUCCUUAAAUGGUUUGUUCACUAAGACUGCCUUAUCCAAAUAUCUACCUUCUUUGGAAAUUGUUAUGGAUAAAUAUAUGGAAAAAUUUAUUCAAAUGUCAAAGGACAACAACUAUGAACCACAAGUGUUUUUCCAUGAAAUGAGAGAAAUCCUUUGUGCUAUCUCCCUAAGAGCGUUCUGUGGUAAUUAUAUCACUGAAGACCAAACAAGAAAGAUUGCUGAUGAUUAUUAUCUAGUUACUGCCGCUUUGGAAUUAGUCAAUUUCCCAAUCAUCAUCCCAUACACAAAAACAUGGUACGGUAAACGUACUGCUGAUAUGGCCAUGAAAAUCUUUGAACAAUGUGCUCAAAUGGCCAAGGACCAUAUCGCUAAGGGUGGUAAGCCAAUCUGUGUCAUGGAUGCCUGGUGUGAGUUAAUGGCAAAGGGUGAUUCUUCCAUUCAUCGUGAAUUCUCUAAUAAGGAAAUCUCUGAAGCUAUCUUCACCAUGUUGUUCGCUUCUCAAGAUGCAUCCUCCUCUUUGGCCUGUUGGUUAUUCCAAAUUGUUGCUGAUAGGCCAGAUGUCCUUGAAAAGGUUCGUGAAGAACAAUUAAGAGUCCGUGAUGGUGAUCCAACAAAGAGAGUCAAUUUAGAAAUGAUUGAAAAGAUGACUUACACAAACAUGGUUAUUAAGGAGACUUUACGUUACAGACCACCAGUCUUGAUGGUUCCAUACGUCGUUAAGAAGAAAUUCCAAGUUACUCCAACCUACACUGCUCCAAAGGGUGCCAUGUUGAUUCCAACUUUAUAUCCUGCUUUACAUGACCCAGAAGUUUAUGAUGAUCCAGAUGAAUUUAUCCCAGAAAGAUGGGUGGAGGGUUCCAAGGCCUCUGAAGCAAAGAAAAACUGGUUGGUUUUCGGUUGUGGUCCACAUGUUUGUUUAGGUAGAACUUAUGUUAUGAUCACAUUUGCUGCAUUGCUAGGUAAAUUCGCUUUAUACACCGACUUUAAACAUAAAGUAACUCCAUUAAGUGAAAAGAUUAAAGUGUUUGCCACUAUUUUCCCAAAGGAUGACUUAUUAAUGACUUUCAAGAGAAGAGAUCCAUUGACUGGUGAAGUCAAGGAAUAA